Morone saxatilis (striped sea-bass) is the source of this 5430-nucleotide messenger RNA. RefSeq lists its product as uncharacterized. The record is from RefSeq and is a predicted model, not a curated record. Lineage: Eukaryota; Metazoa; Chordata; Actinopteri; Moronidae. The transcript is spliced from 8 exons. The coding region runs from base 4245 to 4742 and encodes 165 amino acids.
AUGCAUUGUUAUGUUUACUGCCACACCCUUAAUGAAUCUAGGUGUUGUUUCCUGGUAUGAAACAAAAGUAACCAGAGACUCCGUGGGAACAGAGGGAACACUUUCUCACUACAGAUUUUACUCCUUGUUUUUGGAAUAAAGCUUCAACAUGCUGCUGCUGAUCCUGUUCGCUGGAUUUUUGGCUUCUUGUGCCGCACAGACAAAAAGAAGAUCAGCUGAUUGAAAGUGUGGUUUUAUUGGAAUUUUCCCCGAGACCCCUUUGCCAUUGUUACUCCGGCGGCGGCAAUCAUUAAUCCCCAGACACAGUCCGUCCAGCCAUCCCCAGUCCUGCUAACAUCUAAUCCAGCAGACAAUGUUGUGGCAAUCCUUGCGACUGCUGUUCAGUCCUUUCAGGAGCUAAAUGAAACGACAGUUGGUCCAGUCCUGAACAAGCUCUCAGAAAUUCUCCGGGGGUUCCGACCUGAUCUGAACUUCAGUCUAACAGUAAAGAACAUCACCAAAGUCUGAAACCUCAACUCACAUGUUUCUGUGUUUGAUCACCGGUUAGAGAGAAUAAUAUCCUUUACAAUAUUACCUGGAUAAGGAGGAUCCUCAGUGGAGUUUUGAAUGAAUAUUACUUCUGAAAAUUCAAUAUGUGUAUUUUUGUUCCAAGGGUAAAAAAGGGAGUGGACUGAUUCAUUUGCAGUUAUUAAUUGCAGACUUAUGUUAUUUUAACACUACUUUCUUUAUCAGAGUCAAUCAAAAGAUUUUUUUCGUCUUUGAAACAUGCAUAACUGAAUUGAAGUAUCCUACUGUACCACCACUGAGGAUAAAAUAUGAGUCUUAAUUGACUAAAUUAAAUUGAGCAAAGAUAUGUGAUAACUACUGAAUGAGCCCUAAACUCCACUGCACUGGACUGCUGCUGUAAAUUGGUUGUCUGUCACUAGAUUUCUGAGCUCAAUCUGAAAAAUAUGUCUGAAAGCUGAGUGACAUCAUAGUGACAGCUGUGAAAUUAGUAAUGUAAUGCAUUACAUCUUUUCUAUUUAAAAUGCAUAAAUGUAGAGACAGAUUUACCAGUUCCCUAUUACAUGUCACUGAAUUCACUGUUUUGUGCCCAUUUCAUUGCAAAUUAAAAACUUUAGUUUUUUUUUAAUCUUCAGUCAGAAAUGAUAUAUUGAUAUAUUUAAUCAUCUUUUAAUCACCAAUAGUUAUGUGUGACAACAUUUUACAGUGACAUUUUCACUAAAGGUACUUGAUUACUGAGUUGUUGUAAAAUUCAAUAAAAAUGGGUGGAAGAAAUAAAUCAGUAGCUUCAUAAUCAGACUGAAUUCUCAUUUCUCAUUUCAUUUCACUUGUUUGUGCCACUUGCAUGUUGAAAUGUGUGCAGUGAUUCAGAGAGAAACCAGGCUAUUUUUACUUUCCAGAAACACAGCAGUUGUCUUUUAGUGGGUUUUUUGUUGUUGUUGCAUUAAGUCAACUUUGAUGAUUUAGAUACUGAUCAUACUUUAUUGAAUUUCAAGAACUCUAGAUCUGAUUCUCUCACAGUCAGCGCCAGUCUCAAUAAACUCAUGGCCGGAAGAAAACAACCGACAGACCUGACAAACCGAAGGUUAUCAUAAGUGACAGUAUAACCGGUUUCAAUGCCGGGCAUGGCAACAAUUUGCAGAAGAUAAAGACUUUGAGCAUGAAUUACACCCAGCCUACACCUAAACUAUCACUCAUUGAAAUCUAAAUAGUGAGAUAGUUUAGAUUAGAUAGAGCAGGAAGUGUACAUCAGAGACAUAGCAGCUGUUUAUAAGGAAGGACUGCAGUCUAAAAGCAGAGACUGAGGGGAUAAAAAGAAGAUAAAGUUACAGAUGACAAGUUGGACAAUGAGGAAGACUCAAAAGAAGAAAAGUCAAAUCCUCAGUGUGCUCAAAGGUCAGCAGAUUUGUGUGACAAGAAAAUAAAACAGCAUGUUUGUAGGCCUAUGUGUGAAACAAAUGGUUUCAGUAAAAGAUUAUAAUGUGAAAGGGUCUGGGCAAUGUCUUGUUGUGGUUUGCCUACAAAGACAGGUACAUACGUGUAAUUAUCCACAUGAUAAUUAUAAUAAAAUUAAAGAAUUAUGAUGGAUUUUUUCAAAAGGAUGUAAAUCUGUUUGUUGAUACCUUGAAAUAUUCUUGCUGCAGUUCCACUUUCAGCUACAGGGGGGCAACACAGGCAGAAGACAAAGGCUUUGAGAUUGGCCUGUAAACCUCCUCUACUCAUGUUGCUCACAUUGUUACCAACCAAAACCUAAAAAUGCCUUUUCUUUUCUUUAGUUUUUAAUAAUACGCCUCAGUAAUGUCUAUUUACAGAUACAAACAAAUCCUGUCUGUGAGCUCAGUCGUAGUAAAAUGUCAUACUCGGUGACAAAUGAUGUUUCGUGUGAAGCAGAAUCAAUGUCAUGGUAUUAAAACAACAACAUAAACCGAGUGUAGUGAGAACAGAUGAUGUCCAGUGUGGUGUCAGUGCUGCUGCUCUCUGAAAACAUUAUUGCUCCUCUAUUAUAGUACCACAGGCUCAGACAUCCUCUCAUUUAGUCCCAUCAGGUUAAAAAAAAAACACUGAAUAACUACCUUUCCUGUGAUGCAAAAAAUAUCUGUUUAUCAGACUGUUGCUGCCACUUUAUAACCCAGGUUUUCUCUUAAAAGUGGUCUCAAAGCUCAGAUCAUCAUUAUUUCAUUGGACACAAAGGUCCUCCCAGGUUUUACAGCAGUUUUACUUCAGUCCCCCCUCCAGGCAUCUGAGGUCUGUCACAUGAUCUUCAGUAAUCAGUUCAUAUGCACAUGCAAAGUGUGGAAAUUGAGUUGCAUGAACAUAUUCAUUAAAACAGAGCCCAUGUCUUUCUGCUCCUGCUGAAGACUCUAUUUCUAUUUCUGGUUCUACUUUUCUAGUUUCUGACUAUGUGACUUUUGUUCCAGUGUCAUAUAACUGUAAUAAUCGACCAACCAACAACAACCUGCAAAUCAGAACAUUUCUGGAAAAGUUAAUGGGACUGAUUUAUUAUUAUAAUGUGCAUAUGUCUCUGUUAGUAGUCUUUGGCAACCAUGAAGCAUCUUUACGAUUUUAAGUGCCUGAAAACUUGGUUUCAAAUGUCAAAGCUGCUGUAAUAUUUAUUUCAUAUUAAAAAUGUAUCACCCGUAGAGAACCUCUCAUCUCCCCUCACCUCUACAGAGCGAGUUAGCGUCUGGUUUUGGUGGUAUGGCCACAACUUUACUGUUUUGGUUCACUCUCAGUCCUCUUGUUUCAUUUUUGGCUGCAGCUGGCAGCUAUUUUCAGCAAAAAACGCCACUGUACACCUCCUGCGCAGCAGUUAGCGAUUAGCUGUUAAAGUUAAAAGAUGAGUAAAUACAGGACUUACAUUCUUAGACCCAAACACAACUCCAAUGGAUGAUAAUGUUAAAUAGGUAUCUGUGAAUGUGUAACACAUACAUUAUCAUUUUAAAAGGUGAUAUAGGUCAGUGUUAAUAUUGUUUCUGCUGCCCCCAGUUGGUAACAAAAUUUCUUAUUACUGCUUUAAAGGUCCAAAUAGUUUAACUGAUUGAAUGUAGACCACUGUUAGAGACUCUAAGGAGAGGCUUCUUUCAACGCACUGAUUCUACACAUGCUCACAACACAUUGUCAACUACAGAGCGUCUUUAAGGUUAACAGUAAAAAAAAAUUCAUUUUCAUGUUCUACAUAACUGCGCACUCAACAGACUGACCCAAUUAUUCUUUUGACAUUUCUUCAGUGGAGCCCCCAUGAAAACUGUUCACAGUGUGUAACAGGGGGACUGUUUGUAAAAAGAAAUCUUGUUGUUGAUGAUAUUGUUUAAAGUUCCAGGUCUCUGCAAGUUUCAAGCUGUCCUCAAUGGAAAGCAAUGGCUGUUAAAGGUAUGAAAUCCAUCUAAAAAUUUCUACCAUGCUUUGAAAAGUAUUCAGACACACAGUCCACAGUGAAAGGGCUUAAACUUUCACAAUUACCCCGUCCUUCAAUGUAAUAAAAACAAUGCUGAGUCUAAUUGUUGUAUAACUCUCACUCUGUGUGUUACUUCUGCUGGGCUGAUAUCUCCAGUUUCUUCCACUCUCUCCCAUGCUGUUGUCCGUGUUAAUCAAUGUUGUACUGUUCUCCUCUUUUCCAGUUUUCCACAUGACCCGUGAUGUGCUGCCCUUUUAAGCCCUUGGAGUCGAUCAAGCCAACAUUCAGAAGACGUCCACACACUUGACCACAUACUGGACACAGGCCUGAUCUUCCUGCCUUCAGUAUGGACCUGAGAUUCCUCUUCAUAGCUUCAGCUCUCCUUCUGGGGGCCACACUCACCAUCUCACUGGCAGACCGCACCUCACAGUGCAAAGUCAAAUGGUUGUUUGACAUCUCGUGCCAAGAUGUCUAUGAAAAGCUGGUGAGCCAGAUCAAGGCCUGGCAGAUCAGACAAAGCUGUCUAUAUGAAGGAGAGAAGUGUUCAUACGAGCUUGUGUCGACAGCUCCUUAUCUGAUCACAGCCACGCACACGUCUCCAACAACCAAAAAAGUGAGCGACCUACAGUUUCUUCUGGAGCAGUCCACCGUUUGCAAAAUGACUGGAGAGGCAGUGUCUGAGUUCACCAAAGAUCCAGCUGAAAACAGCACAAACUACUGCAGCCUCCAGAACCUGAUGGACGGAAGCAACCUGAUCAGUGCUGAGGGAUACAAACAGUUCAGCAACAAGUGGAUCUGUCCUGGCUUCGAUACAGCCAACUGCACCUUGUCUUCACUUAUCUAACUGGUUCUUAACAGUGUGUUUUUCCUGCUGUUUUCUUCCCAUGUGCAUCAUUAAGAUCUGUAUUAAUAGCUGCUAUAGUUAUAUAGUUAAAUAGCUGGAAAAACUGCUUUGUUAUAGCAUUGUAAAAUGACUUAAUUCAGUAUUCUAGUGUUUUCUCUAAAACCAGUUGUUUGUUUUACAUGAAUGCAACAAUAUUAAACUGCAGGACUUGCUGUAUUUAAGUAUUGUUUGAAUUAAAAGUCUUUACAAUAAAUGGAUUAGAUAAAUGUGGGAAAUAUAGCUUUUUGGAUGUCAGUCAAAUGUGACAAUGAGGUUUCAUCAUUCAACAGUUCAUUUUUAAUUUGAAUUCAAAUCUAUUUGACUAAUUAUACAUUUGCAAAUGUUUUCAAGAUUUUGUGAAUGUGAACAGUGACUUUUAUAAAAUGGUACUUUGACCACUGGAGCAGCAGCACAGUAGAGAAUGAAAUAAUAGGACACAUAAAAAAAACACAUAUAUAGUAUUCACAACACGAUGAAUGUAAGUGUGUCUAAAAUGGAUACGCUCAAGUCAAGGUAAAUGCCUAAAACUACAUGUUUACAUAAUAGAACUGCGGACUGUACUGAUACAUAACCUAUAAAUUAGUGUUAAUUAGAGUAAUGCAAUGUAAUGGUUGAUGGUUUAAUUUGAAAAAAGAAGGGGAGACAGAAA